Molecule: messenger RNA, 1694 nt
Organism: Babjeviella inositovora NRRL Y-12698
Lineage: Eukaryota; Fungi; Ascomycota; Pichiomycetes; Serinales
Product: cAMP-dependent protein kinase
Exons: 1
Coding region: 192-1430 (412 amino acids)
Biological process (GO): peptidyl-serine phosphorylation
Cellular component (GO): nucleus; cAMP-dependent protein kinase complex
Molecular function (GO): cAMP-dependent protein kinase activity; ATP binding
Source: RefSeq, a predicted model, not a curated record
CUCAUUUUAACAUACUCUGCCGUUCAUUGUUUCCAUCGAAAGCCACGCAAGUAUUUUAACCAGCGAGCAACCCCAGUGAGAGCUACCAACGUUAAUCAGUGUGCUUAUUCCGAGAGCAAUCUUACUCUAACGCUCUCCCCCAUCUCUGAUAGCCGUCAGCUUUUAUUCAACCCUGGACCAUCUUUCUUUUUAUGCCAUACGUCUCGCCACACCGAGAAAACCUUCCGAUGAAUCUGGACCCACACAUUUCCCUGCCGAUAACGGCGCUCUCGUCGCCCACUCUGCAGUCGCUCGAACAGCAUCAGCCGAUUCCCCAGCACCAGCUGCCGCCAUCACUCGAAUUGCAGCACCAACAGCAGAUCAACCAGCAACAGCGGCAGCAACAGCUCCAGCUUGAGCAGCAACAGCUUCAGUAUGCGCGCGGGGUUGACGAGUCGCAAGGCUUGCUCCAUAAGUCGACCACAUCCAAGGGGAAAUACUCGCUCAAAGACUUUCAGAUCUUACGAACCCUCGGCACGGGCUCGUUCGGCCGUGUGCAUUUGGUGCGCUCGGUGCACAACGGGCGUUUUUAUGCGAUGAAGGCGUUGCGCAAGUCGCAGGUCGUGAAGAUGAAGCAGGUGGAGCACACCAACGACGAGCGCAAAAUGUUGAAGCUCGUGGACCUGGCGUUUGUGAUUCGCAUGUGGGGCACGUUCCAGGACUGCAAGACAGUUUUCAUGAUCAUGGACUACAUUGAAGGUGGUGAGCUCUUUUCUUUGUUGCGCAAGUCGUCCAAGUUCCCCAACCCCGUGGCCAAGUUCUACGCAGCCGAGGUGUGUCUAGCGUUGGAAUACUUGCACAACCACAACAUCAUUUACCGAGACUUGAAGCCGGAGAAUAUUUUGCUCGAUAAGAAUGGACAUAUCAAGUUGACCGACUUUGGGUUCGCCAAAGAGGUUCCCGACGUCACCUACACCUUGUGUGGGACCCCAGACUACAUCGCACCGGAGGUCGUAGCGACCAAGCCCUACAACAAGUCUGUGGACUGGUGGUCAUUUGGAAUCUUGAUCUUCGAGAUGCUCACUGGCUUUACUCCGUUCUUCGACUCCAACCCCAUGAAGACGUACGAAAACAUCCUCCAGGCCCAGGUCACGUACCCUGACUAUCUCGGGUCAGACGUCGUCGAUUUGCUCCAGAAGUUGAUUACCAAAGACUUGUCCAACCGGCUCGGCAACUUGCAGAACGGCACGGACGAUGUCAAGCAACACGAAUGGUUUGACGAGGUCAUCUGGGACCGGUUGCAUAACCGUGAUAUUGAAACUCCCUACGAGCCUCCCAUCCAGAGUGGCUGUGGCGACACGAGUCAGUUUGACCGGUACCCCGAGGCUGAGCUCGAUUACGGCAUUGAAGGUGUCGAUGACCCCUACGACAACUUGUUUGAGGAGUUCUAGUCUCCAUUUUGCAUUUGAAGGAUCUGUCUUCAUCUUUUUUCCAUUUGUUAAUUUGCAUUCCGUGGAGGUGUCAUCGUCUAUCCCCUCUUUCCACCUCCCUUUCCACGCCUGUACUAUUCCUUUACGUUUUCCCCUGUAUACCCACGAUUUUUUUUUCUUAUUUGCCAGCUUCCUUUUUUGAUUUCUUAUCUUUGUUUCUCUGUUUUAUGUAUUAAUUCCCUGCAUUUCGUUACAUCCCUCGGGAGUGCGCUGCCUAAUAUAACC